Messenger RNA from Wyeomyia smithii (pitcher-plant mosquito), 3161 nucleotides. RefSeq lists its product as uncharacterized. The transcript has 3 exons. Bases 837 to 1775 code for a protein of 312 amino acids. The record is from RefSeq and is a predicted model, not a curated record. Gene Ontology annotation, biological process: regulation of DNA-templated transcription. NCBI's taxonomy places the organism in Eukaryota, Metazoa, Arthropoda, Insecta, Diptera, Culicidae.
CGCGUCAUUGACAAAACGACCACCGUAAAGCGCAACACAGCAAGACGAAGAGAGAGAAAACAAAACAAUCAAGUUCAAUUUUGUACAGUCUCCUUAUUCAAGAGGUUCGUUGUCUGCGCUUAGUUUUCAACAGUUGAGCCAGGUUCAGGAGCGGAAAUUUUCACACCGUCGGGUAGGAUUAUUGUUUUCCGUCGUUCCGUCGGGUGUUUCAUCGGACAGUGAUUGCAGCACCGAAUGGAGGUUUUCGAAACAAUCUCGAAUCGGUUUAUCGUUUAAUAUUUUCCGUUUUUUCCUCCGGUUUUCGAUUGAAUCAAGUCGCCUCGAUCGUUUAGGUGAAAGGCAGGAGAAAAAGAAAUUUUCCUCUGCACACACAAAAGAAACGACAAAGUGAGCGAGACACAAAGCAAGUCAAAUCGGACGCAGAAGCCCGAAAGAGAGAGGAUCGCGAUCGGUUGGUUGGUCGAAUGAAGUGUUAGACGGAGGAAGAAAGAAAAGAAAAAAAAACGUUCGAAGGAAGUUUUCUUUUUUGACAUUUUGAUUUAUCUUAGAUUCGUUUCAAAGGCUUCGACGCAUGCUGCGUUAACAUUGGUUGCUGUGAUUGAAGGGUUUUACCCUAGCCAGGAUUACAGAUUGCCAAGGUGCAGUUCCUUGAGAACAAGGAGGAACUGAACUAGAAAUUCGCUGUUACGGUCAAAACCGUGACUGUGAUCGUUUGCUAACAGCUGCAAUAAAAUCAGUGCUUCGGAAGGGUGGGGAAAAGCCCCUGUUUAUUUCUCUUCUAACCCGGGUUUUAAAAAGCUGCAACCCUGAAGAAGCUAGUGCAAACCCGUCUCAAUAUGAUCCAAGAUCCGGGCGCCGGUCCGAGUGAGAAUCCAGAACCACAUCCAGCGAGCAGGUAUGAGCGGGUCGUUUAUGACAUUCACCGGCCACCGAUAGCCGCGGCCCCGGUACCAAUGCAGGUGGAUCCCGAAAGUCCGCUCGAUAUGACUGUACGCCGGAAGGAGUGCGACCGACAGGAAGAUACCUCUCCGGGCGUGGAGACGACAAACUGUUCCAAUCGGAACAGCACGGAUGCGCCGAUCAAUCUGAACACGCGCCCGAGUGUGAUAACGAAGGCACCCCCUCCACCGAUCAAAAAGCGUAUUAGUAGCAUGCAUAGCAAUGGUGAAAUCGUGAUAAAAAAUACUGCGGGUGAUAAUCUUUCUCCGGCAAACUGUGACGUCUUCAUCGAGGAACAUUUCCGGAGAUCUUUAGGCAAUACUUACGCAUCCAUCUAUGGACCUAACAGCAACAACAACAACAAUACCACUCAGCAGAAGAGCAGUGGCAGUGAUACCAGAAACAGCAGUACUAGCAGUAGUAGCAGUAUUAGCAGCAGUAGUUCCAGCAGCGCACUCAGCACCAGCAGCAGUUUGAACAGUUCGAGCGGAAUCAGCAGCAGCAGCUUGGCGAAUUUCAGCAUCGCUAGCCAACUGCAGCAGGUCACCGCUCCCAAUCCUGUUGUCAGAUCAGCUCAAACGAUUGCACCGCUAGAAGUCACUCCGAUACUGAAAGUUAAAGCGGAAGCUGCCUUAAUCCAACCACAGCCGCAACAGCAGCAGCCGCAGCAACAGUUGCUUCAACACGCCCGGGCCGAGUUGAAGGCGCUUAAAAAAGAGCCAGGAACUGUGCAGCAUGUCCGCCCCGACUCGGAGGAAGAGGUAGACGAUCACUUCGCUAAAGCGCUGGGAAACGACACCUGGAAGAUGAUACAGGAGAAAAAAAUGAAUUUGUGAGUCCUCCCGUACGCAGCCGACGGAACCCGCAAUCGUUGUCCUCGCGCAAAAGGGAAACGGAACUCUUUUUGAACAAGGUUUGCGUUUUAGGUUAAGAAAGCAACCAGAAAAAAAAGCUGAACCACAAUCAUACGUCUCGUGGCCGGCGCAGCACCAGCAACAUCCCACUGUGUUAAUCCACUUGGUGUGUGCCUGACGAAAAGAAAAAAUCUGUAGAAAAAAAAUUAACGAACGCUGCGACUGCAGAGUCCAAGACUAGGAACACUUUCGAGAGAACCGGCGAAAGGCGUCGUUUCGGCUAGAAUUGUGGUCAAUUGUUAACACAUUUAUACCAUUUUUUUUACUCUUAAUUACUCGUACUAUAUAUCGACUAUUGCUGAUGUCUGUGUUAGGAACGCUUCUCUUUUUUACGUAUACAUAUUCUCUUAGACGGUCACUUGUUCGAAACGAGCGCAUUUACUAAUUCCUUGUUGUUUGUUGUAACAUGAUAUAUUUUUGUUCCUAUAGAUUUGUUCUCCAACCGCUUCCUGUGUCUCCUCCUAUGGUGCCUUCACUCACUGCUCCAAUCCUUCUCCCUCCCCCUUUUAGUAGACUGCCAAUGCGCUGAAAUCUUCGUUCGCGUUGAUGUUGUUGGAAAAAUUACGAAACAGUACAGAUAGAUUUCAAAUCCUGCUGACGCGAAUUGCACACAGUCGAACGCACUUGAGCGUAAGUAACCUGAACUAACCACCACGGCAAGUGCAAUUGAGUUGAGAAUAGCGAGAAAAAAAACCUAUCGGAAAAGGUCGCGUUGCGGGUACUGUAGAUCUCCCCGUCGUUGCCCGCCGUUGGUUUAAUCCUUCACCCCAGUACUGAUUUCGAAUGGUGCUAGAGGCUAUCGAACGCAAUCUACUCACCUUUGGAAGCCAGUACUUGUGAAGAUUGUUCCCAGUUCCCAACAAAAAAUAAAUGUUCAACAAGCGUUAACCCUUGAGCUCCCAUAAUCAAAAAUCCAAUUUGCAAUCGAAGCUUCUUCUUCUUCUUCCGUUUUUUUUUGUCUAUCGUUUCUUCACUUCAGUUGAAAAUUCGAAACAGAGGAAGGCUUGUUUUAAUCUUUUCCAUAUUUUAGUUUUUUCUUCAUUUAUUAUUUUUAUUGCUAUUAUCAUCGAAUAAUAUUUAGUGAUAAGUUUUAAAACAAAACUAAAAGUGAGUUAAAAUCAAAAAAAAAAAUCACCCGCGCAAACUACGGCGAAAAAGUGUACCAUUUCACGGCAAGAAAGGCAAGCAAAACAAUGUAACAAUGCUAUCUAAGUGUAGAGUUCUCGAUGAAAACAGUAAUAAAAUAUUUUUUGUGAUAGAAACUUCCCUUAAGAUAACAGCAACAACAACAACACAAAAAAAAAAUAG